This is a messenger RNA of Cannabis sativa, 2768 nucleotides long. Its product is annotated as leucine-rich repeat receptor-like protein kinase PXC1. The transcript has 3 exons. The record is from RefSeq and is a predicted model, not a curated record. NCBI's taxonomy places the organism in Eukaryota, Viridiplantae, Streptophyta, Magnoliopsida, Rosales, Cannabaceae. Gene Ontology annotation, biological process: protein phosphorylation. Bases 447 to 2543 code for a protein of 698 amino acids. Gene Ontology annotation, molecular function: ATP binding; protein kinase activity; protein binding.
CAUUCAUGCAACCACUCUCCCCAAAAACCCACCUCUCUCUCUCUCUUUCUAGACUUUCUAAUCUAAUCCUACCCAUUUUCUAACCCUCUUAUUAAACUUUAAUUAUUUCCUUUCUCUAUUAUCAUAAUUAUGAUGCCUCUCAAAUAAUUAUAAGGGAAACACAAAACAAACCCAUUUCACAUAAUCAUUCCCUCUCCCUUCCUCACUCACCCCAUUACCAACAAGAAAAAGAAAAAGAAAAAGAAAUAAAGAAAGAAACAAUAAAGAAAAUGUUUUAUUCUCAUUUCUCUCUCAUGAAAGACAAAAUAGUGAGUUUCUAGAGUGAGAGAAAUCCGUUAUAUUUUUUCCCCUUAUAUUCAAAAAACACACUCAUUGCUUACACAUUAUAGUACUCCUCUUCCCGCCCAAGAGGCCCAAAAACAAACAAAGAGAAAAAGAUUGGACUAAUGAGGAAGAUUAAGCUACCUUAUCAUCAUCAUCGCAUUCGCAUGGCCAUCUUCUCUUCAUUCUCACCAUAUUUUCUCACUCUCUUCUUUGCUCAACUCGUUCUUUCUUCUCCGUCUCCGACCAACAACAACAAUGACACCGAUUCCCUCACAAGCUUUCGUCUCCAGACCGACACCCACGGUGGUCUCCUCUCCAACUGGACAGGCCCAGAUGCCUGCGCUGCCGCCUGGACCGGGGUACGAUGCUCUCCGACCGGCAGAGUCUUCUCUCUCUCCCUCCCUUCACUUAAUCUUCGAGGCCCUCUUGACCAUCUCUCUUCACUCGACCAACUCCGGCUCCUUGACCUCCACGACAAUAGGUUAAACGGCACCAUUACGCCUCUUACUAAUUGCACAAACCUCAAACUCGUUUACCUCGCCGGAAAUGACCUUUCCGGCGAAAUCCCACCUGGGAUUUCGUCGCUCCGGAGACUUCUCCGUCUUGACCUCUCUGACAACAACAUCCGCGGCGUUAUUCCCGAGGGUCUUUCUCAUUUGACACGGCUCCUCACUCUUCGACUACAGGAUAAUAUGCUCUCUGGUAAGGUUCCUAAUCUAUCUGCUUCGCUUCUCAACCUUAAAGAACUCAACUUGACAAACAACGAGCUUUACGGAAGGUUUCCCGACCAGAUGUUGAAGAAGUUCGGUGAAGAAAGUGUUUCAGGUAACGAAGGGCUAUGUGGGUCGAACCCAUUACCGGUUUGUUCAUUUACAGAGAAUCCAUCUUCUCCGGUCCCGUCUGAUCAGACCGUACAGUCGAAUCCGAGCUCGUUACCUCGAACAACCGUUAAUGACGAACCAAAGAAGGAAUCAAGAAAAGGGUUGAGCCCUGGCGCUGUAGUGGCGAUAGUGAUAGCCAAUAGCGUAGCUUUGUUGGUGAUAAUAUCGUUCGUCGUGGCUCACUAUUGCGCCAAAGAGAGAAACUCGAGUUCCAUGGCCGGUAGUGAAAGUGGGAAGAGGAGAAAAAGUUCAAGCAGCUAUGGCUCUGAGAAGAAGGUCUACGCAAAUGGUGGUGCUGAUAGUGAUGGUACUACUGGUACGGAUCGAAGCAAGCUUGUAUUUUUUGACCGAAAGAAACAAUUCGAGCUUGAGGAUUUGCUCCGAGCUUCGGCGGAGAUGUUGGGGAAAGGGAGCUUGGGAACUGUUUAUAGGGCGGUUUUAGACGAUGGGUGUACGGUUGCUGUUAAGAGGCUUAAGGAUGCAAACCCAUGUGGGAGGAAAGAGUUCGAGCAAUAUAUGGAUGUUAUUGGAAAGCUUAAACACCCAAAUGUGGUCAAAUUAAGAGCUUACUACUAUGCCAAAGAGGAAAAGCUUCUGGUCUAUGAUUACCAACCUAAUGGGAGCUUGCACCAUCUUCUUCACGGGAACAGAGGUCCGGGAAGGAUUCCAUUGGAUUGGACUACAAGGAUCAGCUUAGUGUUAGGAGCAGCUAGGGGGCUUGCUCGGAUCCACGAAGAGUAUGGGUCUGCAAAAAUACCUCACGGCAAUGUUAAAUCGUCGAAUGUAUUACUAGACAAAAACGGCGUAGCUUGCAUAUCCGAUUUCGGGUUGUCUCUGCUUCUUAACCCAGUUCAUGCCAUAGCUAGAUUGGGAGGUUACAGAGCUCCAGAACAAGCUGAGGUCAAGAGGCUAUCUCAGAAAGCUGAUGUGUACAGCUUUGGUGUUUUGCUUUUGGAAGUUCUUACCGGAAGAGCUCCUUCUCAGUACCCUUCUCCGGCGAGUACUCGGCCUAAUCGCGUUGAGGAUGAAGAACAGGCUUUGGACCUCCCGAAAUGGGUUCGAUCAGUUGUCAAGGAAGAGUGGACAGGUGAAGUAUUCGAUCAAGAGCUUCUGAGGUACAAAAACAUAGAGGAAGAGCUUGUAUCAAUGCUUCAUGUGGGGUUAGCUUGUGUGGUUCCACAACCUGAGAAGAGGCCUUCAAUGGCGGAAGUGGCUAAGAUGAUUGAAGAUAUCAGAGUGGAACAGUCACCUCUGGGUGAAGACUAUGAUGAGUCAAGAAAUUCUCUUUCACCAUCUCUGGCUACCACUGAAGAUGGACUUGGUCUUGGGCUGCCUUGAUUGUGUCCAUUGGUAAUGGUUCUUUGGUUGGUUGUUUCAAUCUACUUCCUCUCUUUCAUUUGCAUUAUCUCGUUGCGAAAUUGGUCUCUUUUCAGAAAAAUCUAUGGAUGUCUAGUAAUGAUCUGUGUAAUAAUCUAUUGUUUUUUUCUUCUUCUUAGGUUUCCAUUUAUGUAAUGUAGCUUCGUUCAUUAUAUAAUAUUAUUUCAUAACUCAUUUUCAAUCAAA